Leptonychotes weddellii (Weddell seal) is the source of this 4640-nucleotide messenger RNA. The record is from RefSeq and is a predicted model, not a curated record. NCBI's taxonomy places the organism in Eukaryota, Metazoa, Chordata, Mammalia, Carnivora, Phocidae.
AUGACUCAGGACAUGGAGGAAACUGUAGAGACUUUUGGAGAUAUUAACCUCACUCUAGGCAUGCUGAACAUGGAAGAUAAUAUUAGUAAGGAAGACGUUUAUAGUCAUCUCACUUCUGUUAUUCAGAAUAAUGACAUCUUGGAUGAUGCAAUCGUCCAACGGUUGAUUUAUUAUGCCUCUAAGGACAUGAGAGACAACAAUAUCCUCAGAGAAACCAGGAUGCUGGCUGGUGAGGUUUUGGUGUCUCUUGCUGCACAUGAUUUCAACUCUGUGAUGUAUGAAGUACAAAGUAACUUCAGGAUCCUGGAACUACCAGAUGAAUUCGUCGUGCUUGCUCUGGCUGAACUGGCAGCCAGCUACGUGUCCCAGAGUAUUCCCUUCAUGAUGAUGACCCUGCUAACCAUGCAAACCAUGCUCAGGCUGGCCGAAGAGGAGAGGAUGAAGAGAGUUUUCUGUAUUGCCCUUGAGAAAUUCAGCAAGGCCAUUUACAAGUAUGUCAACCACUGGAGAGACUUCCCCUAUCCAAGAUUGGAUGCCAACCGACUAUCUGACAAGAUCUUCAUGCUGUUCCGGUAUAUAAUGGAGAAGUGGGCCCCCGUUACCUCGCCCAUGCAAACUUUGGCCAUUGUUAAGGCACACGGCCCCACAGUGAGCCUGCUGCUCCAUCGGGAAGAUCUCUGUGACUAUGCCCUGGACCAGGUACCCUGGCUCCUGAACCAGUAUAAAGACAAAGAGAUUGAUUUUCACGUCACUCAGAGUCUAAAACAAAUACUGACCGCGGUGGUCCUUUAUGGCACGGCCCUUCCAAAGGGCUUGAGAAAAACCAUCUUUAUCAAUUUACUCCACCAGGUGUGCAGAGUUCCAGAGCCUCCAGUAAAGGAAAAUGAAAUUGAAGCUUCAAGCUGUUUCCUCAUUCUAGCCCAUUCCAACCCUGCAGACCUGAUGGAAUUUUUUGAUGAACAAAUGAGAAGUGAUAAUGAAACCACUCGAAUGGGAAUCUUGACUUUGUUAAGAUCGGCUAUCAAUGCUGAGGAGCCCAAGUUGCGAGAUCACAUCACUUCAAUUGAAAAAACAGUCAAAGUCGUCAUGGGUGACCUCAAUAUAAAAGUAAGAGAAAUAAUGGGGACUUUAAUUUUGUUAUGGAGAAAUCAUGGACGAAUCCAAAAUCCCUGCAUCUUGCUUUGUUUUCCCCAGGUGCUAUGGCCAAGAAUCCUGACUUUUGUAGUUCCUGCAGAAUAUACAGGAACUCUGGAUUACCUGUUUAAUAUCAUCAGACGUUUGCUUAUGGCGGAGGAGAGGAAGAAGAAUGAUACCAAGGAGUCAACAGCACUUGUCGUCUCUACCGGAGCUGUGAAACUUCCUUCGCCACAGCAGCUAUUGGCCAGACUUCUGGUAAUAUCUAUGCUUGCCAGUUUAGGGAAAUUAUGUGGGGCUGGUGCAAUAGGACUUUUGAAGAUGCUGCCUGAGAUAAUUCACCCCAAAUUGGUAGACCUGUGGAAAACACGCUUUCCUGAGCUCCUGCAGCCGCUGGAAGGAAAGAAUACUAGCAUCGUGCUAUGGGAAACCAUGCUACUUCAGUUGCUCAAAGAAUCUCUAUGGAAGAUCAAUGACAUAGCCUGGACCAUUCAACUGAGUCGAGAUUUCAAGGAGCAAAUGGGUAGUUACAGCAACACCUCCCUUGAGAAGAAAUUCCUUUGGAAAGCCUUGGGAACCACCUUAGCAUCCUGCCAAGAUAUAGACUUUGUAAGCUCACAGAUUAAGGAAUUUCUGAUUGCUCCCCACCAACUGGGAGAUCAGCGACAGGGAAUAACAUCUAUUUUAGGAUACUGUGCUGAGAGCCACUUGGAUACUGUUUUAAAAGUUCUUAAAACAUUCCAAGAUCGGGAAAAAUUUUUCAUGAAUCGAUGUAAGGGUAUUUUUUCUGGGAAAAAGAGCCUGACCAAGACUGAUGUCAUGGUAAUCUAUGGAGCCGUGGCCCUCCAUGCUCCCAAGGGUCAACUCCUCACCAGGCUUGAUCAAGACAUUGUUUCCCAAGUCCUGUUUCUUUAUGGCCAGUGCUCUCAGGUUCUGGGCAUGUCUGUGAUGAGCAAGGACAUGGAUCUGCAAAUGAGUUUCACAAGAACUAUCACUGAGAUUGGUAUUGCUGUCCACGAUGCUGAGGAUAAGGGAUUCAAGUUCACCUACAAGGAGGUGCUGCUGGGUUACAUGCUGAAAUUCAUCAGGGAUGAGCCCCUGGACUCUCUAGCUAGCCCUGUUCGGUGGAAAGCCUUAAUCGCCAUCAGAUACCUCAGUAAACUGAAACCUCAGCUCUCACUAAAUGACCACCUAAAUAUUCUUGAAGAGAAUAUUCGCAGGCUGCUUCCCCUGCCACCUCUGGAAAAACUCAAAGAUGGAGGCGAGACAGACAAGGACAAGGAGCACAUUAAUUUUCUCUACGAACGAUCCAUGGAUGCUCUAGGAAGGCUGCUGAAGACCAUGAUGUGGGAUAAUGUGAAAGCAGAGGACUGCCAAGAAAUAUUCAAUCUUCUCCGAAUGUGGCUUGUUUCACAAAAAGAUUGGGAAAGAGAAAGAGCCUUCCAGAUCACCGCAAAAGUGCUGACAAAUGAUAUUGAGGCACCAGAGAACUUUAAAAUUGGCUCACUCCUCGGCCUCCUGGCUCCUCACUCCUGUGACACCCUGCCCACCAUCCGUCAAGCGGCUGCCAGCUCCACUAUUGGUCUGUUCUGUAUAAAAGGCACUCACCUGGAGGUGGAAAGACUGCAGAGUCUGCAGGAAGGGUUGCAAUGUGACAAUGUGCAGGUCCAGAUCAACAUUUCUUCUAAAAUAGCAAAGAUUGUCAGUAAACUCAUCCCAGUUGAAGAAAUUCUAAUGUUCCUGGAGGAAACCCUGGAUGGUCUGGAGAGCCUUAACUCCACCUGUACCCAGGCCUGUGGCAUAUGGAUGAUCGUGAUCCUGAAGGAACAUGGAGCUGCUUUGGAAGAACAGCUGUUGGAGAUCUUGAGCAUGAUUUACCAUCACAUGCCAGUCCUCAGGCAAAAGGAAGAAAGUUUUCAGUUUAUGCUGGAAGCCGUCUCUCAGAUCGCCAGCUUUCACAUGGAUGCAGUUGUUGCCAACCUUUUACAGAAGCCUCUGCCCUUUGACAGGGACACAAAGACAUUGUGGAAGGCUCUGGCUGAGAACAUAACCUCCAGUAGUAAGCUCUUGAGAGCCUUAACAGACAAACUUGAGAAUGAAUUGGAAGAUGACCUAGCCGGGAUGGAGGCGAUUUCAGUGGCCUGUGCUAUGUAUGAAGUGGUAUCAACAGGCACCCCCAUCACCACCUUGUACCCGGAGGUGUUCACUCUUCUCCUGAAGCUGGUCAGCUGCACACUGGGCCAGAAAAUGCCCACUUCCCCCUGGAGCCACAGACGGCGAGUAAUGCAGCAGGGAGAACGGCAGCAGACCGCAGACCCCUGCAGGCUCUCGACGGUGACUCUGAAGUGUGUGCAAGCCCAAGCCAUGAAAGAAGGCCUUGCCAAGGAAUCUGAUGAGGGGGACAACUUGUGGACCCUCCUCAGCAGUCCCAGUACCCACCAUGUAGGAGUGUGUGCACUGGCCAGGAGCACUGUGCAGCAACGUGGCAUCAUACUGGACAUCAUGGAGCAACUCUUCUCAUCUCUCACCUCCUCCUCGGAGAACUACCGGGUCACUGGCACAGCUUUCUUCUCUGAGCUCGUGAAGGAGCCAAUCCUUUGGAAGCAUGGGAAUCUACGGGAAGUGCUGAUCCUCAUGGAUCAGAGUGCCUGGGAUUCCAAUGCCACGUUGAGGCAAAUGGCCAUCCGAGGACUUGGUAAUACAGCUUAUGGAGCCCCUCACAAGGUGAAGAAGCAUAAGCAGAUAAUAUUAGAAUCUGUCAUCAGAGGCCUGUAUCACCUGGCCCGCACUGAAGUCGUCUGUGAAAGCUUGAAGGCUCUAAAAAAGAUCCUGGAACUGCUCACAGACAGAGACGUGAGCUUCUACUUCAAAGAGAUAGUGCUGCAAACAAGAACCUUCUUUGAAGACGAGCAGGAUGAUGUGAGACUGACUGCCAUCUUCUUAUUUGAGAAUCUGGCAUCCCUAACAGGAAGAAGGUGGAAGAUUUUUUUUGCGGAGGAAAUAAAAAAGAGCAUGAUUUCAUUCCUUCUCCACCUCUGGGAUCCCAAUCCCAAGAUCAGAGCAGCUUGCCGUGAUGUCCUGAUCAUCUGCAUCCCUUUCCUGGGCCUUCAGGAACUCUAUGGGGUGUUAGAUCAUCUCCUUGAUGGUCAGGAUCUACCAAGGGCCAGGGAUUUCUACAGGCAAUUCUGUGUGAAACUGGCAAAGAAAAACCAGGAAAUCCUGUGGAUCCUCCACACACACUCGUUCACCUUCUUCAGCAGCAACUGGGAGAUGAUCCGGAGUGCUGCCGUCAAACUCACAGAUGCCAUUGUUCUCAACUUGGCCAACCAAUAUGUGCAGUUAUUAGACAAAGAACAACUGACCACACGGCUCCAAGCACUUCGGCAAGACCCCUGCAUCAGUGUCCAGAGAGCAGCCGAAGCUGCCUUGCAGACCCUCCUGAGAAGGUGUAAAGACCUAAAUGUCCUUCUGUAAACCAUCAGGAAAUAAACUGCUAGGCUUUUUCU